This is a messenger RNA of Sipha flava (yellow sugarcane aphid), 2670 nucleotides long. RefSeq names its product ER degradation-enhancing alpha-mannosidase-like protein 3 (gene Edem2). Gene Ontology annotation, cellular component: membrane; endoplasmic reticulum. NCBI's taxonomy places the organism in Eukaryota, Metazoa, Arthropoda, Insecta, Hemiptera, Aphididae. Bases 1 to 2574 code for a protein of 857 amino acids. Gene Ontology annotation, biological process: endoplasmic reticulum mannose trimming; mannose trimming involved in glycoprotein ERAD pathway; carbohydrate metabolic process. The transcript is spliced from 14 exons. Gene Ontology annotation, molecular function: calcium ion binding; mannosyl-oligosaccharide 1,2-alpha-mannosidase activity. The record is from RefSeq and is a predicted model, not a curated record.
AUGAUAAGGACGUUAAUCUUAGUUUUGUUGGUGGCGUUUGUUAUCGCUCAAGACCAACCUUUUUCUGGCUCAUUCAUGAGCAAAGAAGAGAGGCAAGGUCUGAUGGAAAAAGCAAAAGAAAUGUUCUACCACGCAUACAACAAUUACAUGGACCAUGCAUAUCCAGCUGAUGAACUCAUGCCAUUGAGUUGUAAAGGGCGGUGGAGGACAAAAGAAAAUAAUCGUGGUGACAUGGACGAUGUGCUAGGCAAUUAUUCUUUGACCUUAAUUGAUACUAUGGAUACACUUGUUGUCCUUGGUGAUUUACCUGAAUUUGAUAGAGCUGUUUCAAAAGUUGUGAGCGAUGUAACAUUUGAUAGGGAUGUAGUCGUGUCAGUAUUUGAAAUCAAUAUUAGAGUACUGGGAGGAUUAUUAUCUGGUCAUAUUUUUGCACAACAUUUUAAAGAAAAUUCUAACCAUUUACAAUGGUAUAAUGGAGAACUUUUAGCUAUGGCAAAAGAUUUAGGGUAUAGAUUAAUGCCAGCUUUCAAUACAACAACAGGAAUACCAUAUUCUAGAGUUAAUUUAAAAUACGGCAUUAAAAAAGAUCAAUUACAUUAUUUUCAAGAAACAUGUACAGCUUGUGCAGGAAGUAUGAUCUUAGAAUUGGCUGCUUUAUCACGUUUGUCUGAUGUACAUAUAUUUGAAGAGAAAGCUCAUAGAUCAAUGGAUAGUCUUUGGAGUCUUAGACAUCGGUCUUCUAAUCUUAUGGGAACUGUUUUAAAUGUCGAUUCAGGGGAUUGGAUCAGAAGAGAUUCUGGGGUUGGUGCUGGUAUUGACUCAUACUAUGAAUAUUGUUUAAAAGCAUAUGUUUUACUUGGAGAAAGUCGUUAUUUAUCCAGAUUUAAUAAGCAUUAUUCUGCUAUUAUGAAAUAUAUUAGCCAAGGUCCUAUGUUGUUGGAUGUGCAUAUGCACCGUCCUCAAAUAAACUCAAAAAAUUUUAUGGAUGCAUUGUUAGCUUUUUGGCCUGGCUUACAAGUACUGAGUGGAGAUCUAAAACCAGCAAUAGAAACACAUGAAAUGUUAUAUCAAGUAGUAAAAAAACAUAAUUUUAUACCAGAAGCGUUUACUACUGAUUUUCAGGUGCAUUGGGGACAACAUCCUUUAAGACCAGAGUUUUUAGAAUCUACAUACUUUUUGUACAAAGCAACUGAUGAUCCUCAUUAUCUAAAUGUUGGACGUGAAGUAUUAAACUCUUUACAAAAAUAUGCUAGAGUAGAAUGUGGAUUUGCUGCUGUCAAGGAUGUUCGUACCACUACAAAUGAAGACACAAUGGAUUCAUUUGUGCUUGCUGAAACGUUUAAGUAUUUAUACUUGUUGUUUGCUGAAUCCGAUGAUCUCAUAAUUAAUAUUGAUGAAUAUUUGUUCACUACUGAAGGACAUUUGUUACCUUUAUACUUAUCUGUUCAACCACAAAAUUAUACAGAUGCUGAUAAAAUUUUAGAUGAAGAGACUGAUUUACCCAAAAGAUCAUGUCCAAGUUUUGACAAUUUACUUACAGAAUCUAUAAGAAAACCAUUGAAAAACAUGGUGGAUGGAUUAUGUCCUAAUCGCAAAUCCAGAAUUGAAGCUAGAGAGUUUGCAAAAGUUUUCCAGUUUGGAAAUGAGAAUCAUAUGCAAAGGAUAAAAGCUAUGGGAAUUGUCAUAACUAAAUUACCAAAUGGUCUUCCACUUCUUUUCAUGAACUCUUCUCAUGAGAGCAGCCCCGAUGAUCAGAUAGAUGGACAUGAAUUUUUAACCGAAUUAAAUAUUGUUAUGAAAGAUGUUAAUCAAAAAGAAAAAGUGAAUUCUGCUAAAUCGGUAUCAUUUGAUAACCAAGAUGGACAAAAAGUUUCUUUAUAUGCUGGUGCUGCUAAUUUUGGUCUCCCUUUGAAUCUUGGUCUAAAGGUUUCAGCUCGUAUUGCUGUUGCAAAUCCUGUUAAAGGCUGUGAAACUUUAAUAAAUCCAAGUCUUGUUAAAGAAAAAAUUGUCUUAGUAGAACGUGGUGAUUGCAUGUUUAUUGAAAAGGCACGUAAAUUACAAGAGGCUGGUGCUGUAGGAGGUAUUGUCAUUGAUAAUGCUACUGAUUCAUCUGUAAUAACAUCUCGAGCAUUUUCUAUGUCAGAUGAUGGGGUGGAUGAUGUAAGUAUACCAUUGGUGUUUUUAUUUGCGUCUGAAGCACGACCGCUACUAGAUAUGCUAAACAUCAAUCCAGAUCUUUUAGUCACAAUCAGUGAACUUCCUAAAGAAACUGAAGAAAUAGAUUCUGUUGAAGAUACGGGAACUUUAAUCAAUAACUCAAUAGAUAAACUGAAAAAAAUUAUAGGAGAAAUAAUGACGUCCAAUGAUCCUACACAGGAUCGGGUUUCUGACUUACUUAAAUGGAGAGGAUAUAAUUCGAUUGACAAGGAAACAUUUUUGAAAUUGCUUAUGGAGGCCAGAAGAGGAGUUAUUAACAAAAAUGAUGAUAUCAUUAAAGUGGAUGAACUGCCGCCUUCUAAACAGAAAAUUUCUGAAAAUGAUACUCGUAGGAAAGUUGAUCCAGACGAAAAUUGACCCAAAGUUUAAAAAUAUAUUUAAAAAUAAAUUAAGGUAAAUGGAAUUUGUUGGAAUUUCAAAGUAUAACAACUUUAUAUGUUAUUUUAUUGUAAA